Thelazia callipaeda (thelaziosis nematode) is the source of this 723-nucleotide messenger RNA. NCBI's taxonomy places the organism in Eukaryota, Metazoa, Nematoda, Chromadorea, Rhabditida, Thelaziidae. The record is from the annotation of a GenBank genome assembly.
AUGACGAAAAAUAUUGCUUAUGGAUCAUGUCAAUAUGAACAGGACUUUGCAAUGCAUGAAACACCGUGGCAGGAUGCACAAAAAUAUGGCGGAAAUGAACCGACAGUAGUAAAUAUCGGUUCAGAUGCAGCAUUUCCAGAAAGUGUUUCGGCCGAUAGAUUUCCGCUCUUUCCAUUUACAAAUCAAUUCAAUACAGGUGUUGAGAUCAAUCCUGCCAAUAAAGUGUCCUUAGCAGGUGAUAUCAAUGUUCCCAUUCCUGGUUGGGGUAUUUGGGAUUUGGACGCUAAUUUGUAUACUGGACAUAUCAAUGUCGAUAGCAAAGUUGGUUAUCAAACUAGGCCAACUAAUUAUCUAAAUAUCAAACCAGAGACUCUCGUACUGCUUGGUCAGAAUCCAGCUUUUCGAAAAGCUCGCAAGAAAGCUAAAGAAGUUGUUGUCGGAAGGUUGCCAUACGGUUAUGAACCAAUCCGUUGCAAACCACCGUACUGUAAUCCGUUCGUUCACCAUACUGGUGUUGCUGUAGAAGUGGAACAAGGUGAUGAUGCAUUCUUCAUCGGUGGGGUUGAUUUCCCGAUCCCAUUAGGAGAAAAUGGAAUUGGAGUAAGAUUUCCACUUUCCGGUGCUUUUGAAUACGGUACUUCACCUGUAGCAUAUGCCCACGGUGAUGCUUUCAAUCCUUGGUCACCAUUUGAUUUGAAAAGUUUGGAUGAUGAACCAAACUGA